AUGGAUCCAGCCAACUUGCCCUCAAAUCCUGACGAGAACGGAGCUGGUGCUAUUCUUGGUGGUACUAUUUUUGUCGUUACUUUGGCCACGAUUGUUGUAAUUGCUCGUUUGUAUGUGAGAAUCUUUAUCAUUCGUGGUACUGGAUGGGAUGAUGCCUUUAUGAUAUUAACAAUGGCCCUGAAUUGGGCCGGCGAGGGUGUCAUCAUUGCCUCUGUGGUAUAUGGUGCUGGGAAACACAUUGGCGAUGUUGAACCAGAUGUCUUUCAAAAAGGGAUGAAACUCAACUUCAUCAGUCAACCCAUUUUCCUUAUUGCCAUAUGCGUCGUCAAGUUGUCUGUCGGAUUUGCUCUGUUGCGAAUUGCCUCUACCAAAUUCUACCGGUGGCUUAUUUGUGGUAUCAUGAUAUUCAUGUCCAUCUACACUAUUGGAUGCUUUUUCACUGUAGUACUCCAGUGUAAGGAUCUUCGUGCCCUCUGGGAUCCCCUUGUCCCUAUGCAGUGCUGGUCCCAGCACACCCUUCAAAGCCUGUCAUAUACAAACGCUGCUCUCAACAUCUUGACUGAUCUUUUCUUCGCCGUCAUUAUUCCUACACCCAUGUUAUGGAACCUCAACGUUCACUUCCGCACUCGAGUGACACUGAUUGCCAUUCUUGGUCUUGGUGUCUUUGCCUGCGCUGCCGCCAUUGUGAAAGUAGGCUAUGUGACUAACUACGGCAAAGUGGGCGACUGGCUUUGGGACUCCCGCAAUAUCAGCAUCUGGACCGUUGUCGAGCUCAACGUUGGUAUAAUUGGUGGCAGCUUGCCCUGUCUUAAGCCGCUGUUUCGCCGUAUUCUCGGCAGUUACUAUGGCAAAGGCUCCAAGAAAACUCCUAUCACUGGUGAUAGUGCUUAUGGCCGAGGUACACUACGAAGCGCGACCAUGCGAAGCGGAAAGAACUGGCAUACUUUGUCGAGUGGUCACAGAAAGGAUGACGAGACGAGCAGUCAAGAAGGCAUCAACAAUAACUACGAGCUUCGGGACAGGGUAACAAGCCCUCAUGGAUUUUCCAACCAUGCUACCGUCCUCGGCAAUAUUGACGUACAAUCGAGUGAUGAGGAGUGUGCAGGAGAUGCAGUAUACAGAGGCGCUGGUAUUACGAAAACCACCACAGUUAAGAUUUCCAGGGCAGGCAAUUGA
This is a messenger RNA of Fusarium pseudograminearum CS3096, 1176 nucleotides long. RefSeq lists its product as uncharacterized. NCBI's taxonomy places the organism in Eukaryota, Fungi, Ascomycota, Sordariomycetes, Hypocreales, Nectriaceae. The record is from RefSeq and is a predicted model, not a curated record. The coding region runs from base 1 to 1176 and encodes 391 amino acids. The transcript is spliced from 3 exons.